CUUGCUUGAAAUCGCUCUCGCAAAUUAGAAGAAUCACUGUACAGGGUUUUCCAAGACGGGGCAAAAUGAGAUUGGUCAAGUGUUGGUUUUGCUCUUCCACAAUAUAUCCUGGUCAUGGUAUUCAGUUUGUCCGCAACGAUGCCAAGAUUUUCCGGUUCUGUAGGUCGAAAUGUCACAAGAACUUCAAGAUGAAGAGAAACCCGCGUAAAGUGAAAUGGACUAAAGCAUUCAGAGCUGCACACGGGAAGGAUAUGACUAAGGAUAAAACAUUUGAGUUUGAGAAGAAGAGAAACAGACCUGAGAGAUACGACAGGAACGUAACCGAGAAUACACUCAAGGCCAUUAAGAAGAUUGAUAAGAUCAGAAGCGCAAGGGAAGCCAAACAUAUCGAAAAUAGGUUGAAGCCAAACAAACAGAAGAAAUUCCUUGACGAUAAAAAAGAACAUGAGCAGCACAUUCAUCUUGUCCAGGCUCCCGGGUCAGUUACAGGGAAGAUCAAAGUUGAUGUUUCCGAAAAGAAGUCUGUUCAAAACGAAGCCAUGGAAGAGUGAUUCUGUGGAAACAUUAUGAUCCCUUUAAAAGCCACUCACUUACUCUGAAGCUGGUGUCAUCUUAAAGAAAAAGCCUUCUUUAGUUUCUCUUUCCAUUUGUUUUUGGAGGUCUUUAAAAAAGAAAGUUUUGGUUUUUGUACUGAUAAAUUGACUUUUAGUUG
This is a messenger RNA of Arabidopsis arenosa, 712 nucleotides long. Lineage: Eukaryota; Viridiplantae; Streptophyta; Magnoliopsida; Brassicales; Brassicaceae. The record is from the annotation of a GenBank genome assembly.